AUGGUGCUGGAGAACCUCCCACACCCUGUUAAUACCGGAAUCGCCCCAGUUACACAAUCCAAGACUUCGCGGCCCACUGUGGUUCGGAAGAAGUUUGCCAAACCGCCAGUGAAAGUAGCCUGUCUGACAUGUCGUGCAUCGAGGACGCGCUGCGAUGGUCAAGAACCAUGCUCCAACUGUCUUAGCAAAAAGAAGAAAUGCUCGUACCUGCCUAGUAGAAGAGGCGGUCCAAGGAAGAAGAAAAAGAGCUCGUCUCCGUCGGAUUCAAUAACCCGGCAUGAUGAUAUGCAAAACUCUACCCUCACGCCAGCCUCUGGCUUUGAUGACUCCUCGGCGAUGUUUGGGCAGAUUGAUGUACUCUCCUUGCCAGGAGCUGGGCUGAGGGCGUUAGAUUUCUCAUCGGAUGUGAAUACCAUGUUUGCUGAUCUCUUCAAUUCGAACAAUGGCACCAACACCCAGGGUCAGAUGGGGCCGACACCUUCGCCUUCAAACAUACCAUCGCAGCCUCUGGUCAGGACGUAUGGCAGCGAACACGAUAUAUUGAAUGCAUACUACGACUUCAUUCACCAUUAUUUUCCCAUACUUCCACCACGAGUCGCUCCGCGCUGUCCAGACAGGCCAAUCAAUUCCGCUGGUCACUAUUCGUCGUCUCCUUCUGGAGAGCCUUUACUAGCAUACAAACCACAAUCUCCCCUCAGUCUUGCAAUCUCCGCUAUAUUGGCCCUGGUGCCGCAUCCCGACGAUCCUGAGCCGUUGUCUCCGGUUGCUGUGCUGCGACGUAGAACUUAUGCCCAUACCUUUGCGCAACUAGCUAAUGCUGGUGUUGAGGAAGAUUGCGAAUUACAAGCUUCUUCGACAGAUCCGUCCCAAGCAUUAUCGAACAAUCGACCCAGGAUCAACCGGGAGCCCUUUCAUCCACGGACACCCGUGGAACUCGAAAGCCUUCUUGCAUUGCUGAUCCUCUGCGUGUAUGAAUAUACGCAGCGAGGAAAUCUGCUCAAAAUGAGGUAUCGGGCCGGCCAAGCCUUAGCGAUCGCGCUGGACAUGUCUCUUCAGUCGCUCGGGGAGGAGCAUGAUGAGUGCGCAGAGGCUCGGAGGAGGGCCUGGUGGAUGACGUACUAUUGCGUGCUUCAGGGAUCGAUUGUCAGCACAACGCCGCUCUCCAUAAUUGCCAGCGACCCUCAAUUUGUUACACCUUAUCCUCGUUUCUCUGCAGAUCCAGAGGGAUGGGCUGUUUUGAUGCAAGCCCAGCAAGUGCUGGUCUCCGCAACUCAAUUCGUCAUCGACUUGAAGAAAUGCAUGUCGACCGGCGCUAACAUGACUUACAUAUAUGAAAGAAUGCAGCAACUCGACGCCUGGGCUAGCUCCGCAAUAGCACAAUCAAAUCUCCUUCCAAUGGUCCCACAAUCUAUGGGCUGUGGUGACGAAGUGGAGUAUACAACCGCCCAUAGUAUACGCGCUAUCGCGCGAAUCAAGCUUUCUAGUGCACAAAUCAAGGUACACCGAUUCAGGGCGUUCUCGGAUAUUCCACUCUUCAUCAAGAAGCAUUGCGACCUGACCGCAGCUAAUUCCAACAACAUGAUUACGGGCGAUUCGGCGUCCAAGGCGUCCAAGGAACAGGACAGUAUGGCGAACAUCUCGUGUUGCUGCAGCAAUCUGGACUCCUUCCGGCCGCCGCCGUCUACAUCGAGCGAUUGCACAGCUUCCGCCUCUUCCUCCGGCUCUGCCACCUCCGAUUAUCACUCCAUGGUACCAUUCUCAUUUACCAGCGGCUUCCCAUACAGCAGCCAGCACUCCGCCAAGGUCUGCUUGAAAGCGUCUCUUACGAUCUCACGCAUGUUCCCGAGCCUACCCCUGCCACAGCCGCUCUACGCGUCGAGUGGCAGUAACACGCCCAACCAGGCUCUGCCCUCAUCCCCACAGAAGCGGCUACCGCGAACAAUGCCAUCGUUCGCAUGCUGUCUGAUGCAAGGAAGCUACGCCUUGUUGAUGAUAUUCUACAAAGCGACAGUGGAGAAACAAAUGUCGCCAGAUUACGUGAAUGAAUCCACAAACAGUGCCUCCGAUCGACUGAUCGAGGAGAUCCGUCAAGGCUUGGAGCGUGUCAUUGAAACCGUUAAAAAUUAUGCGAUUGCUUUUGAGGCGUUGGAUGGCAUGCGAGACGAAAUCGAAGGUGCAUAUCACACGGCGUUUCCUCCGGUAUAA
Aspergillus viridinutans is the source of this 2205-nucleotide messenger RNA. RefSeq lists its product as uncharacterized. Gene Ontology annotation, biological process: DNA-templated transcription; regulation of DNA-templated transcription. Gene Ontology annotation, molecular function: zinc ion binding; DNA binding; DNA-binding transcription factor activity, RNA polymerase II-specific. The transcript is spliced from 10 exons. Lineage: Eukaryota; Fungi; Ascomycota; Eurotiomycetes; Eurotiales; Aspergillaceae. The record is from RefSeq and is a predicted model, not a curated record. The coding region runs from base 1 to 2205 and encodes 734 amino acids.